This is a messenger RNA of Thunnus maccoyii (southern bluefin tuna), 4031 nucleotides long. RefSeq names its product amyloid beta precursor protein (cytoplasmic tail) binding protein 2 (gene appbp2). NCBI's taxonomy places the organism in Eukaryota, Metazoa, Chordata, Actinopteri, Scombriformes, Scombridae. The coding region runs from base 280 to 2046 and encodes 588 amino acids. The record is from RefSeq and is a predicted model, not a curated record. Gene Ontology annotation, biological process: intracellular protein transport. The transcript has 13 exons. Gene Ontology annotation, molecular function: protein binding.
CGUCAGCGCCAGUAAAUAUGUGCGUCGGGACGGGACGGGGGCACGGAACUGCUGUAGGGUCGACGAAUAAUCGGAGAUGAAGGAGAAAGAUGGACAUUUAACAGCGGUUUUAGAAGUGUAGCGGUAACUCGGCGAAAGCGCGAGUAUUUUGUAGCCUCACUGCAAAGCGAGUGUUAUAUGAGGACUCGCGGAGGACGUGCUUUAAUCGCAGUAAGUGAGUGUAGGGAGAGCCGGGGAGGGCUGUAGCUGCUGGGGUUUCUUUUGGAGAGGGAAAACAACAUGGCUGCGGUGGAGCUCGAAUGGAUCCCAGAAACACUGUACAACACCGCUAUCUCGGCUGUAGUGGACAACUACAGCCGGUCAAGAAGGGACAUACGCUCGCUCCCAGAAAAUAUACAGUUCGAUGUCUAUUAUAAGCUUUACCAGCAGGGUCGGCUCUGCCAGCUGGGAGGGGAGUUCUGUGAGCUGGAGGUGUUUGCUAAAGUGCUGCGGGCUUCAGACAAAAGACAUCUCCUUCACCACUGCUUCCAGGCCCUGAUGGACCAUGGUGUGAAAGUGGCCUCAGUUCUGGCAAACUCUUUCAGCCGCCGCUGCUCCUACAUCGCAGAGUCUGACGCUCAUGUCAAAGAGAAGGCCAUCCAGUUUGGCUUUGUGCUGGGGGGCUUCUUGUCUGACGCUGGCUGGUAUGGAGAUGCUGAGAAAGUGUUUCUGUCGUGCCUGCAGCUCUGCACACUGCACAGCGAGGUCCUCCACUGCUUCCGGGCUGUGGAAUGCUGUGUCAGGCUGCUUCAUGUCCGUAACGGUAAUUGUAAGUACCACCUGGGGGAGGAGACCUUCAAGCUUGCUCAGUCUUAUAUGGACAAAUUAGCCAAACAUGGCCACCAGGCCAACAAGGCAGCGCUGUACGGCGAGCUCUGUGCCUUGCUCUUCGCCAAAAGCCACUAUGAUGAGGCAUACAGGUGGUGUAUAGAGGCUAUGAAGGAAAUUACUCCAGGGCUACCUGUUAAAGUAGUGGUUGAUGUCCUCCGGCAAGCCUCCAAGGCCUGCGUGGUGAAGAGAGAGUUCAGAAAAGCAGAGCAGCUGAUCAAACAUGCAGUGUUUCUAGCAAGAGAACACUUUGGACACAAGCACCCCAAAUACUCUGACACACUGCUAGAUUAUGGAUUUUACUUAUUAAAUGUAGACAACAUAUGCCAAUCAGUUGCUAUUUACCAGACAGCGCUGGACAUCCGACAGUCUGUGUUCGGGGGGAAGAACAUCCACGUCGCCACAGCCCAUGAAGACCUGGCCUACUCCUCAUAUGUGCACCAGUACAGCUCUGGGAAAUUUGACAACGCUCUAUUCCAUGCAGAACGUGCCAUAGACAUCAUAACUCACAUUCUGCCUGAGGACCAUCUGCUGCUGGCCUCCUCCAAGAGAGUCAAAGCCCUGAUUUUGGAGGAAAUUGCGAUCGACUGCCACAAUAAAGAGACAGAAGAGCGCCUUCUCCAGGAGGCUCAUGACCUACACCUCUCCUCACUGCAGCUGGCCAAGAAGGCCUUCGGAGAGUUCAACGUCCAGACAGCCAAACACUACGGCAACCUAGGACGACUCUACCAGUCCAUGAGGAAGUUCAAGGAGGCAGAGGAGAUGCACAUCAAAGCCAUCCAGAUUAAGGAGCAGCUUCUGGGCCACGAGGACUAUGAGGUGGCUCUGUCCGUGGGUCACCUGGCCUCCCUCUACAACUACGACAUGAACCAGUAUGAAGAUGCAGAGAGGCUCUACCUGCGCUCCAUCGCUAUCGGUAAGAAGCUGUUUGGAGAGGGCUACAGUGGGCUGGAGUACGACUACCGAGGCCUGAUCAAGCUCUACAACUCAGUGGGUAACUACGAGAAGGUGUUUGAAUACCACAACGUACUGUCCAACUGGAACCGGCUGAGGGACCGGCAGUUUGCUGUGGCAGACGCCUUAGAGGACGUCAACACUACUCCCCAGCAGACCCAGGAGGUGGUACAAGCUUUCCUAUUGGCUCAGAGCCUGGGCCCCACCCGCCCCUGUCUUGGCUGAUUUUAUGAGGGAAGAGAGAGAAAAAAAAAAGAGACACGUGGGCUUUAGCCUGGCGAGGACACGAAAUAAGCCCAAAUGUGAUGCUUCAGUUGCACACACACUUAAUUAGUAAUACACAGUAAAUUCAAGCAUCACCGGCAAAGUCAGUCGGCUUUACAGUCACUGAAGCUGCCAGUACACACACAGACAUACACACAUUUAGUUGUGGAAUUUAAAAAAAAAAAAAAAAAAAUAGAGAAGACACCGUUAUCAAACCUCAUUGACACCCACAAAAACCACCAAGUUGCGACUCCAGACUGGAUGCAGCUUCACCCCACAGAGCAGACUGUUGCAUUUCUCCAAGAGAAAGAGGACAAACGACUGAGGGGGGGGGAAGAAACAAGAAAAAAAAAAAAAAACCUCAAACGUCCUGUAAGGAUGACAAACGACCUCUCUUCUUCUCUUGUCUCGCUCGCCUUUUUCUUUUCAGUUUGGAAUCGGAGAACAUUUUUUGAUUUUGUAUUUGAACCAGCCAUGAGACUCAUCACAGAUCAAUCCAUGUUCACCAGGGCUUUGUACUUUGACAGGAUCUGGACCCCACACAUCUGUGGAAAAAAAAAAAAAACCCACAUCCAUCAGCAUCAUCACUUGGAUCAGAGAUGGAAAAUGUCCGAUAUUUUUGACACUUGUACAGUAAAAUAAUACAGCAGAUUGUACACUUAAGUUUCAGUUGAAGGCUUCUUAUUUUUUGUUUUUUUUCUUUGCAAAGGAAUGAAAGUGGACCCUAAAGAAGACAUUAGUAAACUCCUGUUUUGAACUGCUUGGUGGAGAGAGAUUACAAACAGUGGAAUGUGUUGAACCAGUGGGUAUAUUGUUACACACAUAACAGGCUUCACAGGUCUUGUUUCAGUUUAUUUUAUCUUUUUUUUUCCAGCUUAGUACUGACAUAGCAUCAUUAAAAUGCCAAUAAUUUAUAUGCAAAAGUGUAUGUUUAUGUAGCCCUUUUGUUUAUGCUUUCUUACUGAGUGAGCCAUUAAUUCUGAAGGAACACUAUGACUUUAAAACAAAGGACAUGGAUAGGAGGAAAGAGGAAGAUGCUACAUGUACAGAGGUCUGUAUAAGCCUGCCUUUAUUUGUUAAGCUAAAGGUGUGGCUUUGUGUGUGUGUGCGUGUGUGUGUGACUAUACACAGAUAGAGCUCCGGGUGCCUAAGUGCUCCUCUGAUGACUACCAGCCUUACACCAGCUUGCAGUUAUCUGUCUGUAGACGGACCCAUACUUCUAAGUGCUAAAUAAACUGAUAACCCUUAAGGGCACUACAAUGGGGACCAAUAUUGUGUAUUUGUGUGUGUGUGUGUGUGUGUGUGUGUGUGUGUGUGUGUGUGUGUGUGUGUGUGUGUGUUGCCAGCCUGUUUACCUGUGCAUUUAGCCUUUCCUCUCCACUCCAUCCUGUCAGAUAUCCCAUUAAAACAAAGUUCCAGAUAUGUUUUUUUUUUUACUGGACCAUAUUUUCCCAUCGGUCUCCUUCAUAAAGACUGUUUCUGUUCAAUUUCUCAUCAACAGUGUCACUAAAGAGCUGAACUGUCUUGUUUGUCUGGGUGCUGACCUUCAAUCAAAAUGGAGAAACAAGAAAAUAACCCUAAAAACAACUAACGACAUGUCUUUUUACUAUUUCGAUGCAGGUAUGCUCACUUGGAUGCAGGUCUACAUGCAGCACUUAAGCUUCUGGGCCACGCAUAAAAAAUCAGUUCACCCAAAUUACUAAAAAUACAUUUUCCUCACUCACCUCCAGUGCAGUGGUUCCUAUUUGCUUGUGACUACAAACAGAGCAAUACUGGAUUAUAUGAAGCUGAUAUUGAUUGUAAUAUAUCAGAUUUAUUUUUCCAUGUUAACACACAAAACAUUUUUAAAAGAUCCCUGGUUAUUAAAGUGGCUAUUAAACAAACUGUGACCAAGAUAUGUACUAAGUGGAACGUUAUGCAGUUGAAAAAUAAACUUGUCAGCGCUC